Molecule: messenger RNA, 1970 nt
Organism: Parathielavia appendiculata
Lineage: Eukaryota; Fungi; Ascomycota; Sordariomycetes; Sordariales; Chaetomiaceae
Product: cytochrome P450
Exons: 4
Coding region: 183-1802 (539 amino acids)
Molecular function (GO): iron ion binding; oxidoreductase activity, acting on paired donors, with incorporation or reduction of molecular oxygen; monooxygenase activity
Source: RefSeq, a predicted model, not a curated record
AUCAUAAAGAGAACGGAGGCCACCCGACGAGACGUACAUACUCCGUACAUGUAGACCACCCGCUACAAGGCGUCUGGUUUACUCGCCCACCACCUCCGCAAGCACCCGACUUCUAUCCUCCCGACCCCUUCUCUUUCCAGGCGAGGCCUCAUAGCGGCCCGGGCAACCACAAGCGGUCCACCAUGAGCUUCACAGUUUCUAUCUCGGACUAUGUCUCGGUCAAGUCGGCCGUGGCCAUCUUGCCAGGCCUGCUCAUCGGCUAUGCUAUCAUAGCUGUCGUGGUGAGGACGGCACUGGAUGAGAUCAGGUUGGCUCGGAUGCCCGGUGCAAGAGCCGCCAGAGUGCCGUCGGUCAUGCCCCCCUUCGGGUUUGACUAUCUCUACGUGACCAUCCGGGCGACCAUGAAACACACGAACUUGGAGCUGUGGCGCAACAUGUUUGCCCAGCUUGGGUCUCACACAGCCGAGUGCCACAUUGUUGGCUCGCGCAUCAUCUUCACUGCCGACCCCGAGAACAUCAAGGCCUUGCUGGCCACCCAGUUUGGCGACUACGGCAAGGGGGUGCCCUUCCACGAGGAUUGGAAGGCCUUUCUCGGCGACAGCAUCUUCACCACCGACGGCCAGCUCUGGCAGUCCAGCCGCCAACUCAUCCGCCCCCAGUUCAUCAAGGACCGUGUCAGCGAUCUGCACGUCUUUGAGAGCCACAUGCAGACCCUGUUCCGCGCCAUUGCCAACGGAGGCGCCCUGGACGGCGAGAACCAGCCCGUCGAUGUCGAGGCCGGCAACGGGAAGCCCGUCGACAUCAGCGACCUGUUCUUCCGCUUCACGCUCGACUCAGCCACCGACUUCCUCCUGGGCCACGACGUCAAGUCGCUGAGCAACCCCCGUCAAGAGUUCGCCGACGCCUUCGCCGAGGUGCAGCGAGUUCAGAGCCUCAUCUCGCGCACUCAGAGCAUGAGCCUGCUCGUGCCGCGCAGCAGCUUCAACAAGGGCAUGAAAAUCAUCAACGACUUUAUCGAUCUCUUCAUCGAGCGCGCCCUGCGUCUCAGCCCGGACGAGCUGGCCAGCAAGUCCAAGAGCGACGCCGACUACACCUUCCUGCACGCCCUUGCCGCAUACACGCGCAACCGCCAGACCCUCCGCGACCAGCUGAUUGCCGUGCUGCUGGCGGGGCGCGACACCACCGCCUGCACCCUGUCGUGGACCGUCUACGAGCUGGCCCGCCACCCGGAGGUGCUCGCCAAGCUGCGCGCCGAGAUCCUAGCCGUCGUCGGCUCCACGAGGCCGCCGACCUACGACGACCUCAAGAGCAUGAAGUACCUGCAGAAUGUCAUGAACGAGACCCUGCGGCUGUACCCAGUUGUUCCCUUCAACGUCCGCCUCGCCCUAACAGACACCACCCUCCCCCGCGGCGGCGGCCGGGACGGCGCCCAGCCGGUCAAGCUCCUGAAGGACACGCCCGUCGCCUACUCGACCCUGGUGAUGCAGCGCCGGGAAGACUUGUACCCGCCGCCGAGCGCCACCUUCGCCCCCGUCAACGUUUUCUCGCCAGAACGCUGGGCCGCGUGGCAGCCCAAGCCCUGGCAGUACAUUCCCUUCAACGGUGGGCCGCGCAUCUGCAUCGGCCGGCAGUUCGCCCUGACCGAGAUGGCCUACGUCCUGACCCGGCUCUUCCAGCAGUACGAGCGGGUCGACAGUUACAUGGGCGAGAUCGAUGGUGGGAACCCAAAAUUGAGGGCCGAGAUCGUGCUGCAGCCCGGGGAUGGAGUCAAGGUUGGUUUUUGGCUGGCCAAAAAAACAUGAAGACCUGGGAUUGCGAAGGGAGCGAGCGAUAUUCCAAGGUCUCAUGAACAUCCUGUUGCUGCUUUCGGGUGAUGGUGCUUUACGGGAGGGCGCAAUUUGAUUUGGCAGAUCGUGACGUUUUAAGGCCUCCCGAACGAUCAUUUGUUGCUUGUCUAAUCUCUCUCAUUA